AUGUCGGCAGCUUCACACCUGUACCUUGUCACGGACAACGAUGUCAUCUACGAGCAGGACAUACUGCGCAACCCGGCCAACAUACGCGCCUGGCUCGACUAUGCUUCCUUCAAGCGACAAACCGGCUCGCUGCUGGAACACGCGUUCGUCCUGGAGCGCGCCUGCAAUUCACUUCCGCGCAGUUACAAGCUAUGGAAAAUGUACCUGGAGCUGCGUGUGAACCACUUGCGCAACCGCAACCCAGCUCGCUGCGCCUCCGACUUCCAAAAGGUCAAUGCCUUGUUCGAAAGAGCCCUGGUCCUCCUCAACAAGAUGCCGCGCAUCUGGGAAAUGUAUCUGUCCUUCCUGUGCAAGCAGCCCAGAAUUACACAAACCCGUCGCACCUUCGACCGUGCCCUACGCGCCCUCCCCAUUACCCAACACAACCGGAUAUGGGCCCUCUACCGUCCCUUCGCCACAUCCGCCUCCGGAGAGACCGCAAUCAAAAUCUGGCGCCGCUACAUGCAAAUUCACCCAGAACACGCCGAAGACUUCAUCGACAUUCUCAUUGACCAAAAGCAAUACACAGAUGCUGUCAUCAAGUACAUGGAUAUCCUCAACAAUCCACGCUUCCGCAGCAAGGAUGCCAAGGGCCCGUUCCAGUUCUGGACCCAGAUGCUGGAACUCAUCAUUGACCACGCGCAACACGUACAGACUGGCGAAGACACUGGUAUAGAUGUAGACCGCAUAGUCCGUAGCGGUAUACAGCGCUUCCCGGACCAGAGAGGUAUCCUAUGGGUAGGUCUCGCGAGAUACUGGAUCAACAAGGGCGACUAUGAGCGUGCGAGAGACGUCUUCGAAGAAGGUAUUACUACGGUAAUGACCGUACGUGACUUCUCCAUCGUCUUUGAUACAUAUGCAGAGGCCGAGGAGGCUCUGAUUGGCAUCAAGAUGGACGAGGCCCAGGCUCGUUCAGAAAAGAGUACGCCCAAUGAGAAUGCCGACCUCGAACUCGAUAUUCGCAUGAUGCGCUUCGAGCAGCUAAUGGACCGCCGCCCAUUCCUCUUGAACGACGUUCUACUGCGUCAAAAUCCCAAUAGCGUCAUCGAGUGGGAGAAGAGGGUUGCGCUGUGGGGCGAAAAUAAGCGGGAGGUUGUCAACACAUAUACCAAUGCAAUCGCUGCGAUCAAUCCCAAAAAGGCCAUUGGGCGAUACCAUGCGCUCUGGACAAAUUACGCAAAGUUCUACGAGGAACGAGGCGAUCUGCGCAAUGCUAGAGUCAUCAUGGAAAAGGCUGUCAAAGUACCUUUCAAGUCUGUCAACGAACUCGCUGAAAUGUGGGUCGAAUGGGCAGAGAUGGAGCUGCGCAAUGACAACUUCGACCGUGCUGUCGAUAUUAUGGCCAAGGCUACUCAGGCACCGAAACGCAGCACAGUCGACUACUUUGACGAAAGCCUCAGUCCUCAACAACGAGUGCACAAAAGCUGGAAGCUCUGGUCAUUUUAUGUCGACCUUGUCGAGUCUGUCAGCACACUGGCUGAGACUCGCAAAGUAUACGAGCGCAUCUUCGAAUUACGCAUCGCUACACCUCAGACAGUCGUGAACUACGCCAAUUUACUCGAGGAGAACAAGUAUUUCGAAGAGUCAUUCAAGGUAUACGAGCGUGGUCUAGACCUGUUUUCAUAUCCAGUCGCCUUCGAACUCUGGAAUCUGUACCUUCAAAAGGCGGUCGAGCGGAAGAUCAGUAUCGAGAGGUUGCGAGACCUUUUCGAGCAAGCCGUGGAAGGUUGUCCUCCAAAGUUCGCCAAGGUGCUAUACCUCAUGUAUGGCCAACUAGAGGAAGAACGUGGAUUGGCUCGCCAUGCUAUGCGUAUCUACGAGCGAGCGACCCGUGCUGUAUCGGACGAGGAUCGCCUGGAUAUGUUCAACUUUUACAUUACGAAAUCGGCCUCGAACUUUGGCCUCACUUCGACUCGCUCUAUAUACGAACGGGCUAUCGCGGCUCUGCCAGACAGCGAAGCAAAAGACAUGUGUCUCAAGUUUGCCGAGAUGGAAAGACGACUUGGAGAGAUUGACCGUGCCAGAGCGAUCUAUGGCCAUGCUAGUCAAUUUUGCGAUCCAAGAAGGGAGCCUGGCUUCUGGCAAAAGUGGGAAAGCUUCGAGGUACAACAUGGAAAUGAGGAUACCUUCAAAGACAUGCUUCGUAUCAAGCGAAGCGUCCAAGCACAAUACAACACUGAUGUCAGCUUCAUUGCUUCUCAAGCUAUCGCCCGGAGUCAACAAAUACCGGCGGAAGAUGAAGCUCUUGACGAUGACACACAAAAGACAGAUGCCAUGGCGGCGUUGGAGCGUCAGGCUCGUGCUCCGACUGGUUUCGUUGCAGCAAGUAGCGGACCUGAAGGAGGUAACAGAGGCGCAGCUGCCUUGCCGAAUCAAGCCACAGCCAACCCAGAUGCUAUCGACAUGGACGACGAUCUAUAA
This is a messenger RNA of Aureobasidium subglaciale EXF-2481, 2460 nucleotides long. RefSeq lists its product as uncharacterized. The coding region runs from base 1 to 2460 and encodes 819 amino acids. The record is from RefSeq and is a predicted model, not a curated record. The transcript is spliced from 2 exons. Gene Ontology annotation, molecular function: protein binding. Gene Ontology annotation, cellular component: U2-type catalytic step 2 spliceosome; Prp19 complex; post-mRNA release spliceosomal complex. NCBI's taxonomy places the organism in Eukaryota, Fungi, Ascomycota, Dothideomycetes, Dothideales, Saccotheciaceae. Gene Ontology annotation, biological process: mRNA splicing, via spliceosome; generation of catalytic spliceosome for first transesterification step.